CGGACGCAAGCAGGCGCGACGCCAUUUGCUGCGGCCGAACGUCGGUGAAGGCGGAUCUCGGAAGACGUCCGUCGCUAGACUCCCGCAGACGCGACCCGGUCUCUCGCAGCCGGUUCGUGUCACCCUAUCUCACGCGUCUCCCUUCGGAGGAGUCGCCGCCACCACCCGGAGAGAAGUCGGAGACGCCUCAAGUGCGUCGUCACCGCCAUGCCUAAGAAUAAAGGUAAAGGAGGUAAAAACAGACGCAGAGGCAAAAAUGAGAAUGAAUCUGAAAAGAGAGAGCUGGUGUUUAAAGAAGAUGGGCAAGAGUAUGCCCAAGUGAUCAAAAUGUUGGGAAAUGGACGAUUGGAAGCGAUGUGCUUCGAUGGUGUUAAGAGAUUGUGCCACAUCAGAGGGAAACUGAGAAAGAAGGUCUGGAUAAAUACCUCAGACAUUAUAUUGGUUGGUCUACGGGACUACCAGGAUAAUAAAGCUGAUGUAAUCUUAAAAUACAAUGCAGAUGAGGCUAGAAGCCUGAAAGCAUAUGGCGAGCUUCCAGAACAUGCUAAAAUCAAUGAAACUGAUACAUUUGGUCCUGGAGAUGAUGAUGAAAUCCAGUUUGAUGACAUCGGAGAUGAUGAUGAAGACAUUGAUGAUAUCUAAAGCGAACUCAGCCUUGCACAUUCCAGUUUUCUCUGAAGAUUGUUCAACAGUUUGAAUGUUUAACUGUGACUCAUUAAAAUAAAAGUUUCAUUAGCAGCACAAUUUGCUAAAGCAGA
Molecule: messenger RNA, 758 nt
Organism: Budorcas taxicolor (takin)
Lineage: Eukaryota; Metazoa; Chordata; Mammalia; Artiodactyla; Bovidae
Gene: EIF1AX
Product: eukaryotic translation initiation factor 1A X-linked
Exons: 7
Coding region: 208-642 (144 amino acids)
Biological process (GO): translational initiation
Cellular component (GO): cytoplasm
Molecular function (GO): RNA binding; translation initiation factor activity
Source: RefSeq, a predicted model, not a curated record